AUGGAUCAUCUUCAGAGUCUUCCAAUCAUCCCCUUCUCUCCUGAGAGCAUUACCCCAAUGCCAAAACUGAAACAUCAUGAGAAAAACCUCACCAUAGCAGGAGGCUUUUCAGACCAGAUUGUAGCCACAGAGGAUUCCCCUACUCCUGAUCAUGCCAUGGUUGAGGUGCCAAUUGCCAUUCAAUCUGAUAUUCCCCAGCAUGAUGAUCACCUCAGGGGCAGCACAACUGCUUCAACUCGAGGGUGGAAGAGAGCAAAAUCCAAAGACCCUUGGAUUAUAACUAGUCACACUGGAGUUCCUCUUUUACCUGAUGGUAGGGAAUCCAACUUACAAUGGGUUUGGGAAUUGCUGGAAGAUGGAGGGAGGAAAUGGAACACUCAACUGCUGAAAACCCUCUUCAAUGAGAAUGACUGUGCUUGCAUUCUGAAGAUAAAUACUCUUGAACCAGGGAAAAAAGACAGAUGGGUAUGGAUCAAAGGAGAUAACCAGGAAUUUACAGUGGCCAAAGCCUACUCAAAAAUGGUGAAUGACAAGUUCAAUAACCUGGAUAUAGCUGAAGGAAGUAAAGGAGCUGGCACUCUCAGGAAGAUCAGAACUAGAAGCUGGAAGUUAAACAUUAAAGGCAAGCUCAAACACUUUCUAUGGAAGUGUUAUUCUGAUGUCCUUCCUACUAAGACCAAAUUGAGAAAGAAAGGAUUGCUGGUAGACUGCAUUUGCCAAACAUGUGGUGAGGACCUUGAAACAAUUGAGCACAUCUUCUUUAAGUGCAAGAAGGCUAGGGAAAUGUGGAAAGCUGCACCUGUGAACUGGGAACUAACCCAAGUUCCCAACACAAGCUUCAAGCAAUGGUGGAUUGAUGUUUGCUCUGUGAACAAGCUUGAAGUUUCUGAAGCAAGAAUAGAGCUGACCACCUACCUUUUGUGGUGGUUAUGGAAAGCUCGGAAUUUGUGGGUGUUCAAAAAAGCAUGGAUGCCAGUUCCUGUAAUCAUCCAUAUGGCUCAAAGGGACUGGCUUGAAUUUUCCAAGAGGAACUAUAGCACUAAAUGGGUAGGGCAGUGA
This is a messenger RNA of Striga hermonthica, 1059 nucleotides long. NCBI's taxonomy places the organism in Eukaryota, Viridiplantae, Streptophyta, Magnoliopsida, Lamiales, Orobanchaceae. The record is from the annotation of a GenBank genome assembly.